Trichomonas vaginalis G3 is the source of this 603-nucleotide messenger RNA. RefSeq names its product GTPase protein. NCBI's taxonomy places the organism in Eukaryota, Parabasalia, Trichomonadida, Trichomonadidae. The coding region runs from base 1 to 603 and encodes 200 amino acids. The record is from RefSeq and is a predicted model, not a curated record. The transcript has a single exon. Gene Ontology annotation, molecular function: GTP binding; GTPase activity.
AUGACAUUUGAAGAUCCAUUUGACAUUGAAAACAGUGCAGAUAUGGAAUUCAAAGUCGUCCUCGUAGGUGAUGGAUAUGUCGGUAAAACUUCGAUCAUAAACAGAUUCUAUAGUGACCAUUUCAGUACGAAUGAACCACCUACAAUUGCUGCUUCUUUCCUUCCAAUAGCAAUGAAUAAGAACGGAAAGCGUGUUGUCUUAAAUAUUUGGGAUACAGCUGGUCACGAAAAAUUCCAUUGCUUAGUUCCUUUGUAUGCAAGGGCUGCAAACACUUUAAUUGUUGUAUUUGAUUUAACAAAUGAGAUGACAUUCGAAAAUGCUAAAGAAUGGUAUACGAAAACUAUACUUGACGUAGGGCAAAUUCCUGUGUGUAUAUUAUGCGGAAAUAAACUCGAUUUGAUGCCAGAUGCUAAUACUACGAAAUACGAGGAUUGGGCUAAAGCGCAUAAUUGCCUGUUUAUUACUACUUCGGCUGCAAAUGGAACUAAUGUACAAGAAAUGUUCAAAACAAUUACAGAAAAGCUCACAGCAAUUGAGAUGGAAAAGCAAGCUAAAAUAAAAAUUACUGUUGAGCCAGAACAGAAGAAAGCAUGUGCUUGUUAA